AUGUUAGUUGUGCAGAAUUAUCAUCAUGUGUCACAACACAGCCUAAUGAAAAUUAUGAGAACCCUACUGGAGAAAAUUCUAAAAACAUUACCUUGCAAACCAAAAAAAAUAAGGAAAAUUGAUAACAGUCUCGAUAAUCCAGUCGAAGCAUUGAAAUUUGUUUGCACCCAAAAAUCAGAAGUAAAUGAAUUUAGUAUAUUGGGACAACAAAUUGCUGCUCAAUUACAAAAACUACCUUUACAAGAAUCACUCAAGAUACAAGUUGACAUACAAAAUAUGUUAACUACUGCCCGUCUACGUAUUAUGAACAAUACUCAAUACAAUAACAAUACAAUAACAAUACUAAUAGCAAUAAUAUGA
Messenger RNA from Macrosiphum euphorbiae (potato aphid), 360 nucleotides. NCBI's taxonomy places the organism in Eukaryota, Metazoa, Arthropoda, Insecta, Hemiptera, Aphididae. The record is from the annotation of a GenBank genome assembly.